Molecule: messenger RNA, 1268 nt
Organism: Peromyscus leucopus (white-footed mouse)
Lineage: Eukaryota; Metazoa; Chordata; Mammalia; Rodentia; Cricetidae
Gene: Cxcl11
Product: C-X-C motif chemokine ligand 11
Exons: 4
Coding region: 248-553 (101 amino acids)
Biological process (GO): cellular response to lipopolysaccharide; antimicrobial humoral immune response mediated by antimicrobial peptide; neutrophil chemotaxis
Cellular component (GO): extracellular region
Molecular function (GO): chemokine activity; CXCR chemokine receptor binding
Source: RefSeq, a predicted model, not a curated record
GUUCCCAGGUACUUUCACAUUCCUGCCACAGUCCUCCCUGUGUGGACAGGAAGGCAGAGACACUGACAUGAGAUAAAAGGGAAACUCUAGGAAGCAAGAAAGCUACAUGAGUCAAGAAGGGAAAUUCCUCUUUCUACACAAGGAUUGCUGGCUAUAAAAUGCUCCUGACACACUCCUGGGGUCCAGCCUGCUCACUGCUCUCUGAAAAGAGCAUCGAAGCCAAGGAGGAGCAGCAGCAGCAGCCGAGAUGAACAUGAAGGGCACGGCCAUCGCCUUGGCUGUGAUAAUCUGUGCUACAGCUGUUCAAGGCUUCAGUAUGUUCAAAAGGGGGCGCUGUCUUUGCAUAGACCACAGAGCAAGGGCAGUCAAGCUGGCAGAUAUUGAGACGGUCUCCGUAAUUUACCCAAGUAACAGCUGUGACAAAGUUGAAGUGAUUAUUACCCUGAAAGGACACAAACGGCAAACAUGCCUGGACCCCAAAUCAAAGCAAGCACGCUUAAUACGGCAGGCAAUAGAAAGAAAGAAGUUUUUAGGGCACCAAAAGAAGUCCUGAAAAAAAAAAAAAAAAAAUUGGAAACCUGGGAGUGUCUGACUGUGAUCACUCAAAUAUGAACUCUGAGAUAAGAACCGGACCUUCUCCUGUCUUGGAAUAUGUACCCAUAUACUACCAGGUUACAGAACCUUCUAGGAGGUUUGAUAUGCCUAACUGUUCUGCUUGGCUGUGAAAAUAUUUAUCUCUACAGUCACAUGUCUGUAUGUGUGCACAUUCCGCAUUACCUUCUGUGGUUACAAUGGACGCAUUGUUACUGGAGCCCAGCCCAGCACUGGACUCAAAAGCAUCUAAGUGUGUAGUAAAACAUUCCUUAAAGGAUUUUUCAUAAAAAAAAAAAAAAAAAGCAUUCCUUUCCCCAAAUACCCUGCAGUACAUAAACAUCUAGGAAAAGUUUUCAUGUAUCACCUUGUUUGUUCAUUUCCAAAGACGCAGCGCAGACAUGGCAGAACACUAAUGUUUCCUGAGUCAGCAACACUGGAUUCCCCAAGGUGCACUAAAGGGGUUAAGAUGUGUAUUUCCUCACAUUCCUUUUUAUCAGUGACAAUAGCCUGGUUACAUUUUAAAUAUAAAGUGUUUUUGCUCACCAAAGAAAAAUGUUGAAAAAAACAAUCUAUGAACACCUAUCAAUCUGUUCCUUGUGAUUUUGCUUCUGAGAAAAAUAUGUACUUAGUAUAUUUCCUUUGUCAUACUCUGAGUGGUAGGGAUUUCUUUUUUU